Messenger RNA from Drosophila rhopaloa, 2682 nucleotides. It is a transcript of the gene Efhc1.2, whose product is annotated as EF-hand domain-containing family member C2. Gene Ontology annotation, biological process: regulation of neuron projection development. The coding region runs from base 269 to 2566 and encodes 765 amino acids. The record is from RefSeq and is a predicted model, not a curated record. NCBI's taxonomy places the organism in Eukaryota, Metazoa, Arthropoda, Insecta, Diptera, Drosophilidae. The transcript is spliced from 5 exons. Gene Ontology annotation, cellular component: microtubule.
AGUUAGUUAGUUCGCUUGUUGGCCAGUUGACUUUUCGGGCUGCCAUGGCGAAGGUGGCAUUGCCAUAGUUCCGUUUGUUCCAUUUAUCGAAUAGCAGCGGAAAUGUCGAAACACUCGACCAGUCCAGAAUUCUGCUGCGUGGCGUUAACUGCCACAGAAUUGAUUUUGCCUUCGAGACAAAUGUAACCACCACAAACAAUUUGGCAAAGGAAUUGGCAACAAAAUUCAAUUUUGGAAUAUCCAAAAGUGUACAAAAUUAUCCGUGACAAUGAUGCGACUACCGGGAAUGCCCAUGCUGCCAGGUGCACAAUUCUACGAUCGUGGAAAGCGUCGCCAUCCGCGGCAACAGACACUGAUGCACUACCAGGGCAUCCAGAUGCUAUCCGACCGCCGGGAACCGGAACUGGUGGAGCCCAAUGGCAUUGUGGCCGACCCGAAGUGUCCGCCCGUGCCCGCCCAGAUCAACAGCCUGUGGGCCCCGAAGGCCACCACCAAGCUGCCACCCUGGCUGGCCUACGACAAGCAGGUGCUCUGCUUCAGCGCCUACUUCAAGGAGAACCUGACCGAGAUCUACCACGCCCCCUACCAGGUGCGCAAGGUGAAGAUCUACUUUUACCUGGAGGACGGCACCAUGCAGGUCACCGAGCCGAAGGUGGAGAACUCCGGCAUUCCGCAGGGUUGCCUGGUCCACCGCCAGCGAAUCCCGAAAGCACCACCCACCGACCGCGAGUUCAUCUCCAUCUUCGACCUAAAUGUGGACACUGACAUCCAGAUCUUUGAUCGGGUCUACCACAUCAGCGGGUGUGAUGUGUUCACGCGACAGUUCCUAAACAGAGCUGGCAUCUUUGUGCCCGAGGCCCAGCAGGAGCCAUGUGAUCCAACAACGGAAAUCAGAAAACGUUCCGGUUUAAAGCAGACAGCUAACUCCUGUUCCUCGGCUCUGCCCAAAAAGCAUUCGUUCGCCCAGUUUUUGGAGUUCGACAGACGAGUGCUUAAAUUUCAGGGGUAUUGGAAUGACCGCAGCGAGUUUGGCGAUGUGCGGAAGCUAGAGAUUUGCUAUUAUCUCGCCGAUGACACUAUUGACAUAAAGGAGAAGUUCCCACGGAAUUCUGGGCGUGAAGGACCCAGCACUUUCCUGAAACGCGGCAAGCUUCCAAAGGAAUUUUCGGGACUCCCACUGCCCGGUCAACAGACCGCCUUGACACUGCUCAAUGUGCUGGGCAACAGUAUGCGUGAUGUGCGUUACGUAGCCGACCCGUUGAACACGGGCCAGAAGCAGGUGCUGUACUACACUGACCAGGAUCUGCAGAUAGGUGCCGUUUUAAAUGUCUUUGGACGGGCCGUCGUCCUCACAGGCUGCGAUCAGUUCACACAGAGUUACUAUAGAGAAAAGUACGGAAUCCAGGAGUUUUGCUCUCAACCGGUUCCAGAGCGUAGUGAUAUUCGACCGUACACUCAAGGAGGCAUGGGAUCGCGUCGCCUUCCACCUUAUAAUGGUUGGGGAAGCCACGAGGAUUCCGAGGGCAACUGCAUCACAGUUGAACCCAAGCCACCGCAAGCCGACUUCAAGAAGCUCUUCAAAUACGAUGGGUGUAUCCUGCGCUUCGGAGCCAAACUCAUCUCUGCCAUUCGAGACAAUGGAGAACGAGAUUUUGUCAUCAGCUACUUCCUGGCCGAUGAUACUGUGCAGAUCUAUGAGUCAUCACGUAGGAACUCGGGCUUCCUGGGCGGCGAGUUCCUUAAAAAGGCGCGUGUUCCGCUGCCGGGUCAGGAUAUGUUCAGUUCCUCGCGACCUGAGUACUAUAGAGCCAAUGACUUCUACAUAGGACGCACCAUGACUCUAAAGGAUCACAUCUUUCACAUUGUUUCGGCUGAUGAGUUUACGCUAAUGUACAUGGAGCAGCAUCCAAGCGAGUUCCCAGUAGCCGAUAUACGGCUUAUAAUGCAGAAGAUCCGCGAUGCAGUGCGACCGGAUUACAAGCAGUUUGUGUUGUGCUGCAAGUCGGAUGGAGACCUCGGGGACUUCACCACCGUGGGCUUUGACACACUGCGCUCCACUCUCCUGUCUUACCUGUCCAAGGAGUGCCUGCUCAACCACGAAAUAGUGACCGUGUGUCGCUACUUCUCGGCUGAGCAGGCAAUGCCCCCCAGUUGCGACAGAAAUCGAGUGCGGGCUGCCGCCCAAUUGGAGCUGAAGCGAGCUUUGUGGAACGGCGUGGAACAGCUUAACGAUCACCUGAGCCACAUCAAUCCGGCCUGCAGACCGUACAUCAGCGAGUCUCAGGUGAGAUCCACUUUGCGAGGCUGCCGGUUGCCUUUCAGUCUGGAACUUGUGGAGGACAUCCUAAUGGUGUUGCAGCGCAACGGCCAAAAUGAAAUCGAGGUGCGAGACUUCUUGGCCUUCUUCAACAUGCGAAGCGACCAGGUGCCCGACAUUGCUCCUCUCAACAUCGCUUUCGAGCUGUGCCCCAAACUGCCGUUCCUGCACAAAGGCCGACUUGUUGACUUCACCUGGUUCCUGGACUACCUCGGCCUAGAGGAAGAAUUAAAGCGCGCCAACAGUUAAGAAGUAAAGCGAGGCGUAUCAAAAAUUGCAUGUAUAUACAGAAAAAUUCGUGGCAAUAUAACUUUCGGAAUGGUGAACUUUGUGCUUAAGACCUAGGCGAAGAGUGUAAUCCUACA